GGGAAGGGGCUCAGCAGCCCCCUCCUAAUUCGUGCCACUGGGAGGACCCGCUCCACACCGUGCCCAGAACCCGGAGAGGGGCUGAAGGGAGUCGACGGCGCUGUCUGUGUUCCUAAGCCGGCUGAGGAGCCGCUCGUACCUGUGAGGACCCGGGGUCGCUGGGCGGGACGGGGGUGGGCGUCGGGCAGCUGGACGGGGGGUCUGUGAUGCGGCCGGAGCCGGAAGGGGACAGGCAUGAGAUUUUGGGGAACCCCAGGAGGUGUGCUGGCCGCCCCUGCACGGCCCCCCUGUGAACAUGCAGGUGCUCCAGAUCGUCAAGGAGCUGGUGUCCCCGUCCAGACGGAGAGCGGCGUCCAGACAUGGAGCUUCCGAUGCGGAGCAGGACGCUGCCUUAAGGCUGGAGCAGGAGAGGGCGGAGAUCGUCGCCAAAUAUGACAAGGGAAAAGAGGGAGCAACAGUGGAGCCCUGGGAGGACGCAAACUUCCACCUCUACAAAGUCAUCGACAGAUUUGGCUUCCUGCAUGAGAAUGAACUCCCAUCGUAUGACUCGGUGGAAGAAAAGCAAAAACACCAGGAAGUGGAAAGAACUUCAAAAUGGCUGAAAAUGUUGAAGAGUUGGGACAAGUACAAGAACAGUGAAAAGCUGGUGAGGAGGAUCUACAAGGGAGUCCCUCUCCAGCUCCGGGGCGAGGUGUGGUGCCUCCUGCUGGAUAUUCCCAAAAUAAAGGCGGAGAAGAAGGACUUCUAUGAGAAGCUGAAGCUGAGGGCGAGAGGGACGUCUCCAGACGUCCGUCAGAUCGACCUGGACGUGAACCGCACGUAUCGCGACCACAUCAUGUUCAUGCACCGCUACGACGUCAAGCAGCAGGCCCUGUUCCACGUCCUCACGGCCUACUCCAUGUACAACACGGAGGUGGGCUACUGCCAGGGCAUGAGUCAGAUCACUGCCCUGCUGCUCAUCUACAUGAACGAGGAGGACGCGUUCUGGGCCCUGGUCAAGCUGCUGUCCGGUCAGAAGCACUCCAUGCACGGUUUCUUCGUUCCUGGUUUCCCCAAGCUGAUGAGGUUUCAGGAGCACCAUGACCGCAUUCUGAAGAAGAUGAUGCCCAAACUCAAGCAACAUCUGGACAGCCAGGAAGUCUUCACCAGCCUGUACACCAUGAAGUGGUUCUUCCAGUGCUUUCUUGAUAGAACGCCUUUCACCUUGACUCUCAGGAUAUGGGACAUCUACAUCCUUGAGGGAGAGAGAGUCCUUACUGCUAUGUCUUACACUGUCCUCAAACUCCAUAAAAAGCACCUGCUGAAGCUGUCCAUGGAAGACCUUGUGGAUUUCCUGCAGGUCAGCUUGGCCAAGGACUUCUUCUUCGACGACGACUUUGUGAUCGAACAGCUGCAGAAUUCCAUGUCGGAACUCCGACGCUCCAAACUGGAGCUGCCCGCGCCAGGUAAAGAGGAUGAGUUGCCCAAGAAGCCCCUGGGUCAGCUCCCGCCCGAGCCUGCCACCACCACCGCCACCACCACCGCCAACCACAUGGUGAACGGGCAGAGCCACAACGCCAAGCCGGCGGAGACGCCGCUGACGCCCAGCGCCGGUCCGGAGCGCCCCCAGGAGGAGGUGCGGGCCAGCGUCGGUCCGGAGCCGCCCCAGGAGGGGGGGGGUCGGCCCAGCUCCGGUCCGGAGCGUCCCCAGGAGGGGAGCCGGCCCAGCAGCCGGGCCCGGAGGAACUCGCUGGAGAAGCUGGUGCGGCAGCACAAGGCCGAGAAGAGGGAGGCCCGUUCGCGGGGGAGCUCCGGGGAGGCGGAGCCUCGGAAGCCGCCGCCCGCGGCGACCUCAUCCCCGGGGCCCGGCGUAGCGCCAAACUCCGCCGCUCAGGACGAGCCCAGGGCGGCCAACCACGCCACGGCCAACCACAACCACAACGCGGCGUCCGGCGGCCGCAAGGACUUCACGCCGCGCUGGGUGAAGCCGUCGGAGACCAGGCUGGAGGCCGCCAGGACCGCCGCGGGGCGGGGCCUGGUCUUCAUCCAGGGCGGCUCGCCGCCCCCGUCCGGCCCGGAGGACGGCCCGCUGCCCCACCGCCGGCCCCGCUCCCGAGGCGGCUUCGUGGCCGACGCCAACCGCGGCUCCAACGCGUCGCAGUACGACAACGUGCCCGGGCUGGAGCAGGACUUCGCCGAUGCGCCGGAGCUGGAGCAGCCGCCCCUGCGGGGACAUCUCGGGCCUCCGGCGCCCAAACAGAGCAGCCCCAACCGAGCGCCCGGCGGCGCCGAGAUCGGGACCGGGCCCCGGGCCCCCAAACACACGCUGCAGGUGGGCAGCCCGGACCCGCGUCCCAUGGGGAGACCCUCGCCCAGCUACCCCAACCCCCCGUACCUGGGGCCCCCGCUCAGGCCCCCCCUCGGCCCGCCCCUGCAGGUCUCCCCCGGGAGGCCCCGCGCGGGCCCGCCCUUCCACGCGGCGUACGGCGGCGUUCCGGUGGACCUCCGGCCGGACGAGCGCCACUACGGCACCGCGCUGAGGGCCCCCGCCAGCCUCUCCCCCGAAAAGGCCCUCGUGAACUCCUACGCCACCUACCGCCGGCCGCCGCCGCCCAGCGCCGCGCCGGCCGCCCGCAUCACCGUGGCGCCCGCGGAGCCCAGCGCGCAGUUCGACAGCUCCGGCUCCGCCCCCGGCAGCUUCCUGCGGCAGCCCACCAGGCUGAUCGGCGUGCCGGCGUUCGCACCCUCGGACUACGGGCAGGAGGGGUGGAGGAGGGUGGACCAGCCCCCGCCCCCGCCCUACCACCCCGAGGGACACGGGGGGGGCGGCGGGGCUGGAGGGGGGCGGCAGUGGAGCCACGAAAGCGAUUCGCCCCAGUCCUCCAGUGGCGUGCCCCGAUCGCCCAGCUUCCACAAGGCGCAGAUGUCGCCCGUGAACGAGUUCCGCUACCCGCCGGCUCCGGACGGCCUGCGCCAUUACAGGACACAGUAUCAGGAGCAGCAGCAGCCCCCGCCGAGGCAGCAGCAGCUCCCCCCAGUGUUCGGAGGACCACACUACAGGCACGCACCAGAAGCGUUUGCCAUGCAAGAGUCUAUGCUGCUGUGAGCGUGCGAGAGAGAGAGAGAGACAGUGAACUGCUGCAGGGUCACCUGCAUGGUAACAAAAGUGGGGAAAGUUGCUACUACUCUCACUUUUCUCUCAACUGUUUUUUUUUUGUUGUUUUUAUGUGACAUACUGAGCUUAAGUCAUAAUUAUGUGACUGAGCACACCAGCUUCUGGGGUUUUAUGAAUCCUAUUCUUUUAAGUACUUUAGAGUUUUUUUUUUGUUGUUGUUGUUUAAAAAUUAACGCCAGAUGUUUAUUGCUUAUAGUGUAGAACAAAAUGUACAGUAAAGGUUUAGUUAAUAUACAGAGCUGUUUAUGAUUCCUCAAUAUACUGAUCUGGAGUUCUUUAUUUCCCCAAGUGUCAAAAAUAUAGUAACUUUAUUUUAAAAUCUUUAUAUUUUUUUUACUGGGUUACUUCCAAAUAUCUACUUUAGAAGGUCAAUUUCUUUUAUAUAGUUGUGAAUAUCGUAUUUUUCCAUGAGAGGAAAUAAAGCUCUAUCUGAUGAGAAUAUGACUAAACUUGCCAGAGCUGAAAGUAUUUUCAUUCUUUCAGUGACCAAAAAUAGACAGAUGCCUCCAAUCUUAUCACAUAAAAUGUAUUGAUUUCCCUCAAAGGAGUAUUUUGCUUAAUUUGUCUUGCAUUGCUGACAUCAGCCAAUACAUUUCUGUUGCUUGCGGAACAUGUCUUCAAGAGCACUCUGGGAAUUUGAGUUCCAUUUACAUCUAAUAAUUCUAAUAUUAUGGUAAAUUCAGUCUUCGUCAUGUUUGACAGUUAAACAGUCAUUAACAGCACAUUAACAGUAUCUACUACAGUGUGGUGCUCAAUUAAAGAAAAUGGUAGAUACGGAGUAGCCUUUCAUAUGGUUCUCAGGUGAGAUUUAUAAUGUGGAACGUGUAUUUUAAAGACUGUAUAUCAAGCACUAUUUGUGGCACACUACAGUACGUAACGCUUUUGUAUGCUUUUUUUUAGUCUUUUAUUUAUUCCAUCACCAAAUCACAUAUAAAUCGGUAGAUCCACAAUCAUUCCAGAUCAUAUUUCGGUUUGGUCACGUAAGAUGUGAAUGGACGGCAUUGCACACUGAUUCAGAUUAACAGUGAGAGUGUUGUUUUUGUAUUGCAUUGUAGAACCACUCAUUCAUUCCUCAGAUCAAAUUGGUAGAAGAAUGAAAAAGGAAAAUUUGCCUUUUCAUUACUUUUCCCUUUCAGAGCUUUGGUGGGGAAAACUCUGAAUUUACAAGACCGCUCUUUUUCCCAACGCAUGCAUCUGUCGUGGCUGAAGGUGCAAACGGCAUUCACUGUGCAAGUGCAGCUGGUCGGGUGCUGACUCUACGUCACCACGUUGCUGCGGAAACAUCAGAGAGAGGUGUCAGAAGGUCGCUUGUUAGCUGGGGAACAAGCUGUGCGUGUUCUCUAAUGGAGAAAAAAGACCACAGACUGUAUAUCUAUUUAAUACACUAUAUUUUCAUUAUGUCAUUUGGAGUGGUUUGUACUUGCUGUCAUGCUUUAUUUUGGAAUCAUUUUUUAAAUGCAAAUUUAAGUAACCGUGCAGAAUAUUUUGCUUUGCAGUGUCAGUCUUGCUUAUUCGUAAACUUGAUUUUGAAAGAAAAAAAAAAAACAGAAUAGCCACACACACUCAAACAAUAAUCCUUAUUUCUGAACCGAACAUUGCAUUGCAAUGUGUAGUGAUCAGUGUGGCCAGAUGAGCCAUUUGCCUGUAACGGCUCAAUACUGCUCACAUGCAUGUUAUCCUUAAUUUAUUAAUCUGAUCCUCAGCCUCAGGCUCUCACUCUCUGUAUUAGUCUACACUGUAACAUGAGCACUACACUGAACUGAGUAUUUUGAAGGGUGAUGAUGUCAGGAUUUCAAAUUUUUUUUAAGUUCAAAUGUGUUCUCAGUGCUUAGAGAAAUCCUUCAGAAAUGAAGAGGUUGUUUCUAAUGGCAAGGAAUUAACUCCACUGUCAUGUUUUUUUUAACUUGACCUCCCACCUCCUUGCUGUCUUACUCCUUGAUCACAAGGAUUAUUUCACGCUCACGCUGAAAUCCUGUUACGAUAAUGUCCCCCAAAAAAAAAUUUUUUCCACCAUAUUACUAAGUGAAUACUGUUGCCUAAUCAAUAAAAAAGUCUUUAUAUAUAUUGUGUUUAUUGAAUGCAUUUUGUCUUUUUUUUUUUUGUAAUUGUAGUCCAGUCAUUUCAGUAUAGGCUGGUACAUUCUGAACCGGUCCAAGCAGAAAUGCCAAGCUGUGUAGAUUGAUUCCAAAAUGACUUUCUAAAAUCAAUGGUAAUAAUAAAUAUUGAAUUAAUUUCAUAUGAUUUAAAUGUAUAUAAAUGUAGGAUUUAUAAUCUCGUUUUAAUAUAUAGGCUACGGAUCAGGACGAUAUUUUUCAGUAUGGUAUUACGUAGUAUGUGAUACACCCAAUGACAUUUUCAUGGUCUUACAAAUAUGGAAUACUUCAUAGAUUUUAAUGUGAAUAAGAGACUAAAUAAACCAAAUUAAUUUUCAGUAAA
This is a messenger RNA of Anguilla rostrata (American eel), 5590 nucleotides long. It is a transcript of the gene usp6nl, whose product is annotated as USP6 N-terminal like. The transcript has 14 exons. The record is from RefSeq and is a predicted model, not a curated record. The coding region runs from base 296 to 3085 and encodes 929 amino acids. NCBI's taxonomy places the organism in Eukaryota, Metazoa, Chordata, Actinopteri, Anguilliformes, Anguillidae.